CGGGGCGACAGGGUUGUGGCAGAGUGACCGUGACGGACUGGCAGGGGAAAGGGACGGGUCAGUGCAACAACUAUGUAGGCGAACAUCUCUGCCACACUCCACGGACAUCAGGGCAAGAGGAGAUGAUGACCUUGGCCAGAACCGCCCUGGGCUUAGCGCUCCUCUGCACCCUGUUCGUCGUCACUUCGUCCAGAGACCUCGAUGGCGGGUGGAGCCCUUGGUCGUCGAUGGCCACCCCCUGCAGUAAGAGCUGCGGAGGAGGCAUCAACCACCGAGUCCGCUCCUGCACCCACCCGGUCCCCUCAGGUGCAGGGGCGCUGUGCACCGCGGAGGACAACACGGAGAAGGAAGUCGAGUGGAAGACCUACGACUGCAACACGCAGAGCUGUUGGGCGAACGAAUGGACGGAAUUCGGAAACUGCAGCAAGAUAUGUGGCAGGGGAUACAGGUACCGCUACGCCACCUGUGGGAACGAGACCUGCGAAGGAGACCAGUUCAAGGAGGAUUCGGAGAAAUGCAACACCUGGAACAAGACUGCAUGUCCAAGUCCGUGCGAAGACAUAACGUGUCCGGAGUAUGGCGUGUGCAAGGAUAACUCCACCGAACUCGAUCCCAUUGCAUUCUGCAUUUGCACCAUGGGAUACCAGAUGAACUCCGACAAGACCUCCUGCAUCCGUCCUCCUCCAACGACCCCGACCCCGAGGCCCAUCCCCACUCUGCCGGCGGAACAGAAGGUGGUCGCAACGGUCAUCUCGAAGUCCGCCUCGACCAUCAUCAUCAUCUUCCUGACGAUCACGCUCAUUCUCUUCUUCCUGCUGAGGAUCUUCACGCCGGACAGGGUCAUACAGAUGAACAUGGAGAUUGCCCUCUUGCUAGCUCACGCCAUACUCAUGUUCCCCUACAUGGAGAAUGAGACGCUGUGUCGAGUGAUCUCCAUCCUCAUCCACUACUUCUUCACCGCCUGCUUCAUCUUCAUGAUGCUGGAGGCGCUGCACAUGUACUCCCUGGUCGCCUACGUGGUCAAGAAGGACGGCAUGUUCACCCGCCUGCAGAACACGCUCAUCGGAUGGGGUCUGGCGGCGUUCAUCAUCAUGUUCUGCAUGUGCUUCGAGUAUGACAACUACGGUGGGGAGUAUCACUGCUGGCUCCGGAUGGACACGCCCCUUCUCUACGGCCAGUUCAUCCCGGUCGUCGGCUUUGUCAUCAUGACCUUCACCCUGAUCGAAGCCGCAGGAGCCGCUGACUACAAGCCCUUGAAAGGAGUUGACAAGUCGCAGCUUCUCAGUGCCCGCAUCUCGCAACGAACGAACCUCAUCAUCCUGCCUCUGGUAUUCGCACACUGGAUGGUCGGCAUGAUGUCCGAAUACGAGCAGAACCUGCCUCUCUACGGAACCUUCUCUGUGCUCAACGGGGUCACCGGUGGAGUCGUCUUCUUCCUCCACUGCACCAACAACAGCCAGGUGCGAGCGAAACUAACGGGUAUAUACAAAUCUAUGUGCAAGGGCUCCUCACGCUAAAAGUGACGUCAAGGAGAACAUGACAUAAGGCUUAUCUUCGCCCCGGUUCUCGCCUCAAACCGCCCAGACUGACUCGGCGAAGUGGGCGGGCAUCAACAGACGAUGAAAGAGGAUUACAGAGUGGAUGAAUUACUUUAACACCUCCUUCAUUUCAGGAUUGGUUGUGAUGCACGAGAAAAAUAUAGUAUGGGAUUGAGAAUUCACAUGUAAAAUAUGAUUUGAGCAAAAAUAAGGAAAGUUAGCUAUUCUAAGCAUAAUUUAUUUUUAAAACGGUACAAUUCGGCUUUUCGUUGGUACCGAUCCCCUUGCCAGUCGUUUGGAGUCAUUAAUGGCUGGCUUAGUUUACAAGCAAAUGCGGCAGCCAUGGGGAUCUUUCCCUAAUUUCGCUUCAAUAUCUGACUUUCUGUUUUAGAAAUUUCUUUCUCUUCAGGAAUAUGGCGUGUAUAUAUAAACGAGUCUUUUAUCUGUGCCUGGAAAGUGAGCAACUCCCUUACUGGAUAAUUUCAAAGGAUUUUCAAUAUGAUUUCCAUCUGCUCUGCCUAUGACCCAGUCCCAAGAAAUUUCCAUUAGGGAGUUGAUUGAAGAACCGCUAAUUGAAUCAUCCAGAGCAUUUCCAAAAGAUGUUUUCAAAAAACGACUUUCCUUUUUCUAUCUGACUUUUCAAAACAAAUAUAAUCAAUUCCAUCUAUGAUAAACUGGCGUUCCACACAAUUUUGAUAAGUCAGUGCAUGGAGUAAAGUCGUUUUCUUUAAUAGAAGCGGUCAAAGAAAAUGUCAUAUUUUUGAGAGUAACUUACCUAAAUUUUAUCUAUAUACGCCACUAUCCUUUGAGAUGGUAUCCUCGACUUACGCCAUUAUAGGUGCUUGUGAUUUUAAUAAUAUUGUGUUUAUUGCUAACAGGCUAGCCUUUUUUCUUGAUUAAUAAACAAUGAAUAUUGGAAACACUAGAGAACCCUCUGCAUUAACACGUUUGACUUACGAAUGUUGCACAGUUAUAGAUUUCUUUAGAGUUUUAAAACAAUAUACCAAAAGUGCCUUAGUGUGUGCUAUGCUCAUAUUAUGUAUGAGAAAAGUUUACGUGCCUUGAAUUUCAUGAAAAACUUAUUAUCUGUUACUCGUGUUAUGGUCUUUUCCAAAGCAGAUAUUUACUUUAGGCUUUGCCUUAGAUAUAAAAAUGUUGAAAUGCAUGAUUGAUUUGAAAUCCUCAUAGAACCAGGAAAGUGAUAUUCUAAAUAGUUAAGAUAGACUGAAGCCAAGUUACUCGUAGCUAACCACCAAGACCUUUGCUACCCAAGUUAGUCUGAGAACUCCACCUGAAAGAGAAUAUCCUUUCCUGGAUCGGAGGAGGAGUAGGCCUUAACCAUCCUUGUAGAGUAGUAUGGAUUGUUUGCCACUGAUUGCUUGUCUCACUGUUGUUGCGCUGUUCAACCUCUCCACUUUUACCCCCUUUGAUUUAGUAGAUAUAGAAUAAAAUACGUAUUGUUUGGAAAUGUAACCUAUAUUCGUGUGUGUUGUUCAGAUUUUAUUUAUGGUAGAAAUGACUAUAUGUUUCUAUCGUUUCUUUGCAUUAGGUAUAUAUUGUGAUAUUAUAUUAUAAGGGACGACUGUUCAAUAUAUGCAUUUGGCUGGAUUACUGAUAACUAAACCAACGUAAAGAUCUGUUGGAAAUGCAAAUAUAUUUUGACUGUGUGUACCUGUCUGUGUGAUCAUAUAACCAAACAUGAAAAUAAAAGCAAAAUUGCAAGA
Penaeus vannamei (Pacific white shrimp) is the source of this 3262-nucleotide messenger RNA. RefSeq names its product adhesion G-protein coupled receptor D1. Gene Ontology annotation, cellular component: plasma membrane. The record is from RefSeq and is a predicted model, not a curated record. Gene Ontology annotation, biological process: adenylate cyclase-activating G protein-coupled receptor signaling pathway; cell surface receptor signaling pathway. Lineage: Eukaryota; Metazoa; Arthropoda; Malacostraca; Decapoda; Penaeidae. Gene Ontology annotation, molecular function: G protein-coupled receptor activity.